AUGCAUUUAUGGCAGGCCACUGUUCAAUUCUGCCUGCUGGCUUCGGUCGCUGUGCCCGCCGCCGCCGCGUCGGCCUGGGGCUAUACUGAUGCCACCGUGGCAGUUCAAUCCAAGGGCGCCGGUGUUAACGCGGGAUUGAAGGAGCAACUAUCCCCCUCCAAGCCAUUGUCGAAGCCCGUCUCGCUCGCAGUCGCCGAUACCCUCCGCGUUAUCCUCACCACGCAGGAAGGAAGCUCGGCCAAGCGGCCACACCAGGCCUUCCUUCUAUUGCAGGAUACACAGACGGGAUUGGAUAUUUCUUAUCCGUUUACCGUGAAGGAUACGGGCAAGGCUCGGGUGGAACUGACCCAAAAAGACCUCCCGGUUCAAUUCCUUUCGGCCUCAGAUCCUCUUGAUGCCCGCAUCGUCAUCGGUGCAUUUGGCAGUUCCGAGGCGUACGACAGCACGGCCUUCAAGUUGGCUGUCGAGCGCGACCGCAACGGGCCCGUGCCGACCGUCGACACCCAGCGAUACGGCAAGCAGCCUGAGAUUCACCACAUAUUCAAGGAAGACCCCACGAACCCGCCGGUUAUCAUUACUUUGGCUUUUGUGGCCCUGGUCGCAGCGGCUCUUCCGAUUCUGGCUGGCCUGUGGCUAUUCCUUGGUGCCAACGUGAACCACCUCUCAGCCGCAUUGAAGUCGGCGCCCCUCCCCCAUGCCGUGUUCCUGGGAUCCCUGAUCUCGUUCGAAGGGAUCUUUUUCCUUUACUAUACCUCUUGGAAUCUCUUCCAGACACUUCCCGCCGUGGCUGUAGUCGGUGUGGUUGCAUUUGUGAGCGGCAGCCGCGCUCUGGGCGAGGUGCAAGGCCGGCGCCUUGCUGGUCUGCGAUGA
Penicillium lagena is the source of this 870-nucleotide messenger RNA. RefSeq names its product putative oligosaccharyltransferase subunit ribophorin II. Gene Ontology annotation, cellular component: oligosaccharyltransferase complex; membrane. The transcript is spliced from 4 exons. Gene Ontology annotation, biological process: protein N-linked glycosylation. NCBI's taxonomy places the organism in Eukaryota, Fungi, Ascomycota, Eurotiomycetes, Eurotiales, Aspergillaceae. The record is from RefSeq and is a predicted model, not a curated record. The coding region runs from base 1 to 870 and encodes 289 amino acids.